This is a messenger RNA of Osmia bicornis bicornis, 583 nucleotides long. RefSeq names its product N-alpha-acetyltransferase 38, NatC auxiliary subunit (gene Sbat). Gene Ontology annotation, molecular function: RNA binding. Bases 223 to 528 code for a protein of 101 amino acids. Gene Ontology annotation, cellular component: NatC complex. The record is from RefSeq and is a predicted model, not a curated record. The transcript has 2 exons. NCBI's taxonomy places the organism in Eukaryota, Metazoa, Arthropoda, Insecta, Hymenoptera, Megachilidae.
ACUGAUCUAACAAUCGUAUGUUUCGAUUAUAAGCACGUAUUUAAAAAAUUUAUAUUUUGAAAAACUUGUUUUGUAAUAUGCAUCAAUAUGCAUCGUUAUAACUUGUGAAAGCAUAAAUCAAGAACAAUUUUAGUUCGUUUGAUAUUAAGCUUUGUAAAGUAUAUUAUCAGAUUAAAUUAAUAUACUUUCGUUCAAAGCAUUUAAAUUUACAAUAGAAUAGAGAUGAAAGAAGGGAACAAUGUAUCGAACGUAACAAACGACGAAUAUAUUCAUGGGAAUGGAGAGGUUGUUAAUACAGAGGAAUCUCCUGCAAAACAGAAAUUACGUGGAUGGCUGAAUCGAAAUUUACGAAUAAAAAUGACAGAUGGUCGAGUUUUAAAGGGUGCAUUUUUAUGUACGGAUCGUGAUGCUAAUGUGAUUUUAGGAUCAUGUUCAGAAUUUUUAUCAGAAGAUCACACAGAAGCAAGAACUCUUGGUUUAGUGAUGAUACCUGGUAGACACAUUGUAACAAUACACCUUGAUGCUUGAGCAACUGUAACUUUAUAUUAAUUAUAUAAAUUUCACUACUCCUCAUUCUCUUAAA